Molecule: messenger RNA, 2098 nt
Organism: Phytophthora nicotianae INRA-310
Lineage: Eukaryota; Oomycota; Peronosporomycetes; Peronosporales; Peronosporaceae
Product: TKL/DRK protein kinase
Exons: 1
Coding region: 58-1944 (628 amino acids)
Biological process (GO): protein phosphorylation
Molecular function (GO): ATP binding; protein kinase activity
Source: RefSeq, a predicted model, not a curated record
GCAGCAGUACAAUCAGUAUUCUCCAGUGUCUUCACUACACUCAGGCCUUCUGUAACCAUGUCGGGGAUGCAUCGAUUCAAGAGUCUAUAUGAAGACGACUCGUGCACUGGAGCGCCAACCGGUGUCUACGCUAGAAGACAAAACGACUGCGAGAACCAAGUCGGCUCCGGUGGUGCUGCAUGUGACGCUGUCUACGAUAGUGACGAUCUUCUGAUUGGGUAUGUGGAGGAUAGCUGUCACGAUGGUCGCGGCGCCGGUUUCAGCGCACUGUUCGACGGUGAAGCCUACAUGGCUUUCGACUAUUACUGGGAAGACGACUGCACCAACUACGACAAUUCUGCUGCAUACCGAGCCGGCGGCGAUUGCGAGGCAAUGAUCGUAGACGACAAAACAGCUAGGAGUGCUACACUUUCUGUCUCGAGUUCGGGCUUGGUGUGGACUCGAAACAUGGGCCCCAUCGCGACGUCACUUGGAUGCCCUGGUGAGGGUGCCCCUGGUUACUACGAGUUUGACGUCCCCAAGUCGGAUAUUAACACGGGUGCGUGCAAGAAUUUCAAAGAUAUCGGGGGUGCAUUCUCCUUCUACGAUAUAUCCGAUCCUCCAAUCCCAACCACGUCCAAAGCCACAUCGACUACUUUAUCACCAACCGCCACCCCUGCUACGUCACCACCCACAUCAUCAACCCCGUCGUGGGAUGCCACCAGCAACAGCCAGGGAAAUUCGAGCUCUACACCGUCGUCCGGCUCGACCUUGCCUCCAACCACCUCCGGAUCCAAUCUGGAUGGUUCCAGCUCGGGGUCCCUGUCAUCAACUCCAUCGCCAUCAACUUCUACUGGACGUGGCCUCUCUGUUGGAGCAGUCUCUGGAAUUGGUGGCGGUGCUGCUGUCCUGGUCGUGGUGAUCAUUCUGUUGGCGUGGUGUAUCGUGAGGCGAAACAAGAAGACCAAGGAAGCUGAUUCAAACUCACUGCAAGAGCCGUUCCUAGGAAGAGGUAGUGCUUGGACUGGUGGUACCACCGAUGGUUCGGAUAUGUCGUCCUUUGGUCCAGGUCUCUGGAACGAUGACAAAAUUAUCGCCACUCGCGUUCCUCGUGAUCAAGUGGUUUUCGAAGGUCUCAUUUGUCGCGGUGGAUACGGAGAAGUGUAUCGCGGCACUUAUAACCACAAACCAGUCGCCAUCAAAAUGUUGCUUCCCGACAUGCGAGGUGAUCUGAGAAAGGUUAAUGCUUUCCUAGCAGAGGCUAAGUUGAUGGCCAGUCUUGCCCACCCGCACAUUGUGCAAUUCGCUGGUGUGUCGUGGGCUUCUCUCUCAGACCUGUGCGUGCUAUCGGAGCUGAUGAAAGGUGGAGAUCUGCGGUCCCUAUUGCAACAAUUCGAAGCUCAAGGCCACCCGCAAGGCAUUGACGACGACAAAAUCCGCAUCGCGUACCAUGUUGCUCAAGCAUUAACGUAUCUCCACUCGCUCUCUCCGGUCGUGAUUCACCGCGACUUGAAGUCGAAGAACGUGUUGCUUACAGAGAAUUUGGAUGCGAAGCUCACGGACUUCGGUAUCUCGAAGGAACAGCAGGAUAACACAAUGACCGCAGGUGUUGGGACGAUGCUGUGGAUGGCACCAGAGGUCAUGAUGGCUGAACGAUAUACCGAGAAAGCCGACAUUUUCUCGUUUGGAGUGCUUCUAUCAGAGCUGGAUCUGCAUACGUUGCCGUACUCGCACGCCAUGCGCGAUUCGGUGACAGGUAAAAAGUUACCUGGUGCGGUCAUUAUCCAGAAAGUAGCAUCUGGUGCUCUGCAAGUCGAAUUUUCGCGCUACUGUCUAGAUUCGAUGGUAGAGUUGGGUAAGGAGUGCAUUGCGCUGGAUCCAGCAGCUCGACCAUCUGCUCCGAUGAUUGUUUUUAGGUUGCAGACGAUCAUGAAGGGAUCCUUCGGUGAAGGAUACGUUAUUUAGAUGUGCUAUGGAUUCCCACCAGUCUUAGUGUCGUCUAGUUCGGCUGCUGGGCGAUUUCGUUCUGAACAGUUCAAAGCACUACAUGUAGUUCAUUGGUGUGGCUCUUGGUAUGGUACCAUCAAAUAAUACAGUGUGUUUUUUUAUUGUUAAUUUG